CGGCCGAUCAGAAGUUUAUCCAUUGCCUUUGGGGUAUGGAAGGCCAUUCUGUUCGUGAUCAUAGCCUGCUGUCCUGGCCUGGGCUAUGACACAUCUUCAAGCCAUCUGCCUUUCCCCUCCACCAGUGCACUCGAUGUUCUCAUAUCAUCAGGAGACCCCAGCCAUGCCUCCCUUCCAAUCCCACUCAAAUUUGUCCGAUGGGAUUCCAUCUACUUUGUCCACAUCGCACAGGCUGGCUAUGUCUUCGAACAAGAAUGGGCCUUCAGUUAUGUGUAUGGUAAACUCGUCGAUCGGCUCACCUCAGAUGCCUCCAGUGGAGUCGCAAGCCUUGCAGUCACCGCGGUGGUGCUCGCACAUCUUACACAUUUUCUUUCCGUCUUGGCCUUGUACAAACUCUCCAUCAAUGUGUUCGGAAAUGACUCUGUGCAAAAACAACAACUGCUCUGCUUCCUGUCAGCUGCUUUGCAUAUUGUGAGUCCUGCAGGCGCAUUCCUCUCGUCUCUGAACGCAGAGUCGCUGUUCUCUUUCCUCCACAUCACCGGAUUUUACAUCUAUUCCUCCUCUCGCCGAGACCACCAUGUUGGAAAACAUGUUGCGAGCUAUGCAAAGCUCGUGGUGUCCGGCAUUUUGUUCGCGGUGGCAACCACCGUCCGGAGCAAUGGCAUCCUGAGCGGAAUUUUGUUGGCAUACGAUGCCGUCUUGCUACUCCAUAGGAUCGUCUCCCAGCGUUCCCUGGGAGAGCCUACUGUCCACCUGUGUUUUGUCGUUCUCAGCGGCUGUAUUCUUGCCCUGGGGCUAAUCAUCCCUCAAACCCUGGCUUACAUCUCCUACUGUACCACGGAGGAUGUAUCUCGCCCAUGGUGUCAGUUCCUGGUCCCCAGUAUUUAUAGCUGGGUUCAAUCCCAUUACUGGGAUGUAGGCUUUUUUAGAUACUGGACCCUAUCAAACCUCCCCCUCUUCCUCCUUUCUACCCCCAUGCUACUCAUCCUCUUCCUCUCCUGCUUCUGGGCCCGAGGGGCAACUGUAUCUUCCAGCUCGCCUAAGACCUCGCAAGCCAACUCCGAUUCAGCAUCGGGCCCCGCGUCUACUUUACUGACCCAGCUCGCCAUCACGCAAUUUUUACUUGCCGUCCUGGCACUUACGAGCUACCAUGUCCAAAUCAUCAACCGGAUCUCUUCAGGGUAUCCGCUAUGGUACUGGUACAUUGCAUCCCAACUGCUGGACACUCGCAGCCUCCAGUCUACGCUGAAAAGCAGGUCAUACUUCUCGCGGGUCGUCCAGCUGAUGGUGGUAUACGCACUUGUCCAGGCCACCUUGUACGGUUCUUUUCUUCCUCCAGCUUGA
This is a messenger RNA of Aspergillus ochraceoroseus IBT 24754, 1344 nucleotides long. Its product is annotated as DUF409 domain protein. The record is from RefSeq and is a predicted model, not a curated record. The annotation marks the transcript as partial. The transcript is spliced from 3 exons. Gene Ontology annotation, cellular component: mannosyltransferase complex; endoplasmic reticulum membrane. Gene Ontology annotation, molecular function: alpha-1,6-mannosyltransferase activity; GPI mannosyltransferase activity. NCBI's taxonomy places the organism in Eukaryota, Fungi, Ascomycota, Eurotiomycetes, Eurotiales, Aspergillaceae. Gene Ontology annotation, biological process: GPI anchor biosynthetic process.